Messenger RNA from Eimeria necatrix, 1623 nucleotides. RefSeq lists its product as hypothetical. The coding region runs from base 1 to 1623 and encodes 540 amino acids. Lineage: Eukaryota; Apicomplexa; Conoidasida; Eucoccidiorida; Eimeriidae. The record is from RefSeq and is a predicted model, not a curated record. The transcript has 6 exons.
AUGGGGCCGCUGCUGCUGCUGCUGCUGCUGCUGCUGUCGCUGCUGGCAGCAGCAGCAGCCUCGGGGGGGCCCCCCGGGGGCAGGGGGGCCCCCAGGGGGGGCCCCCAAAAGGGCGGCCACCCCCAGCAGCAGCAGCAGCAGCAGCAGCAGCAGCAGCAGCAGCAGCAGCAGCAAGAAAGCCUGCUGCUGCAGGACAUGGAGGUGGUGGAAGUCAUCAGCCCCGCAGUGGACUCGCGGCCGAAGUUGCUGGCGAAGCUGCCGAACGGCGUGGAGGUGCUGGCGGUGCAGGAAGCAGCAGCAGCAGAAAGCGGCCUUGUUGCUGUUGCUGCUGCUGUUCGCGGGGGAGUGCUGCAGGAGCCGCUGCACCUGCCGGGGCUGUCUUUGCUGCAGCAGCAGCAGCAGCAGCAGCAGCAGCAGCAGCAGCAGCCGCAGCAGCAGCAGCCGCAGCAGCAGCAGCCGCAGCAGCAGCCGCAGCCGCCGCCGCCGCCGCCGCAGCAGCAGCAGCAGCAGCAGCAGCAGCGGCAGCAGCAGCAGCAGCAGCAUGAGUCUUUUGCUGCUCUCGUCGAAGCACUUGGGGGGCCGCAGCCGCUGCACCUGGCGGUCUCCGAAGAAGACACUUCGGUGGCUUUUCAACAGCAGCAGCAGCAGCAACAGCAGCAGCAAAAGGAGCAGCAGUGGCAGCAAGCAGCAGCAGCAGCAGCAGCAGCAGCAGCAGCGGGCGGGCCCCCCUUCCCGCCCUCGCUGCAGCUCACGCGGGGCGACCAGCAGCAGCCCCCCCAGCAGCAGCAGCAGCAGCAGCAGCAGCAGCAGCAGCAGCAGCGCGGGGGCGCUGCUGCGGGGCAGGGGGGCCCCCUGCUGCCAGGGGGGCCCCCCGGAGAGGGGCCCCUCGGGGGUUUUGUGUCUCCGAGAUUUGUUUUUGUGGAAUCUCUCGGAGUUGAUGUGCUGGCAGCAGAUGUUGAUGUUGCUGCUGCUGCUGCAGCAUGGCGCAUGCACUACUACAGCCCCGGGGCCCUGAAGCUGGUGCUGGUGGGCCCCGGGGAGCCGCAGGUCCUGCUGCGGCUUGCUGCGGAGGCCCUGGGGCCGCUGCAGCAGCAGCAGCAGCAGCAGCAGCAGCAGCAGCAGCAGCAGCAGCAGCAGUUUAACUGCGCCGAGCAGAGGGCCUCCGAGGUCGAGGCCCUCAACCCCCAGCCCCCGCUCUUCGCCUCCCACUGGCUCCCUGCAGCAGCAGCAGCAACAGCAGCAACUGCAGCAGCAACUGCAGCAGCAGCAGAAACUGCAGCAGCAGCAGAAACUGCAGCAGCACACGCAGAAGCAGGGGCCCCCAUGGGGCCCCCCGCCUGCCCCAACCCCAGGGACUUUACGGAGGCCCAAAAGACAAAGAAUGCCUCUUCCGUCUCUCUUGCUGCUGCUGCUGCUGCGGGUGCUGCUGCGCAGCCACCGCUGCUGCAGCAGCAGCAGCAGCAGCAGCAGCAGCAGCCUGUUGCGCGGCCGCAGGACCUCAGCAAAAUGCUGCUGAUGCUGCCAGCAAAUCGACAGACACAUAUUAUUGAGUUUGUCUUCGUGCUGGAGACAGAAGGCCCCAGGAGGCCCCCUUGCUCCGAUAUCAAGGCCUGCCUCAUGUGA